This is a messenger RNA of Diuraphis noxia (Russian wheat aphid), 2557 nucleotides long. RefSeq names its product anaphase-promoting complex subunit 4 (gene APC4). NCBI's taxonomy places the organism in Eukaryota, Metazoa, Arthropoda, Insecta, Hemiptera, Aphididae. Gene Ontology annotation, molecular function: protein binding. Gene Ontology annotation, cellular component: nuclear periphery; anaphase-promoting complex. The record is from RefSeq and is a predicted model, not a curated record. Gene Ontology annotation, biological process: anaphase-promoting complex-dependent catabolic process; protein K11-linked ubiquitination.
GGUAUGAAACAAUUGGAAGAGCGGCAUGUGCCCACUAAAGUCUUAAAAAUGGAAUGGUCAAACAAAAUGGAUCUGUUAGCUAUAGCCAAGGAACACGGCGAAGUAUCUUUACAUCGUCUUACAUGGCAACGAGUUUGGUCCUUAGCUGCUCCAAAAGAUAAAACAUUGGUGACUGCAUUGGCUUGGAGACCCGAUGGAAAACAACUGGCUGUAGCGUAUGAUUCAUGUGAUUUAUUAUUGGUGGACGUUGAAAAUAAAGACAUCGCUUUCAGCAAAACUACUGAGAGUAAAGUUACUUCUUUAGUGUGGGUACAGCAAGAAAAACCUCAGAAAAAAGACACAAUAGAUUCUGUACUGAUAAAGAUGAAUGGUCUYGAUUAUCUCCCAAAACUCCAAAGCUUGGUUCUUCGUGAUGCCCCUGAAGAGGAGAAUAAGAUACCAAAAGUCCAAGACACAUUGAAUUUAUUGUUAGUUGGCAUGGAAAAUAGCGAAGUACAAAUAUUAGCAUUGGGUAUAUUUUUGUGCGGAUCCAUUAAAUUGGCKGAGGUGUUUAAAAAAGAAUGCACAGUAUUAAACAUACACAUGCCAGUAGAUUUUAGUUACUUAUAUGUAGCUAUUCAGUAUUACUAUGGUAGUAUAGAAAUAGUGACGAUUAAACUACAAGAGUGUGACACAUGCUGGGAUGAUGUUUAUGAUUUGGCGUUUAAACACGAUCAGUUGCUGUCAUCGUUAGAUUAUUUAGAUCAAACGAUGAAAAACAUACUUGAAACGUGGGAGCAUGUAUCGUUGAUGGAAAUGGAACUGAAACUGAGCUCUUAUUGUCCAGAAGACCCAGAAAUGGUAUCUACUGAUCUAUUGGAAYUGCUAAUUUAUGGUAUAUUAACAGAACGCAUGGACCAAUUCCUAAAAAGAGAUUUAACUGAUAAGGGCAUCAAGAAAAUCGGUCUGUCGAUCGAGUCGAGUCACACCAACGUUCAGAAACUAGUGGUGAAACAGCUGUCGGAAGUGACCAACCAGAUUCUGUUCCAGCUAGUGGAGAUAUCCGGGAUGUCGCUGAAAAAGUACGAAUGUCUGGGACUGACAGAGCACAGUGUGAAGAAAGCUUUACGGUCUGUCAAUGGGUUCUUGAUGAAGUGCAACGAGGUGCAAAUCGUCAUUGAAGAGUCGCUGACUCGGUACAAACUGUUCUUCAAGUGGCUUUACGGCAUGAUGAUCAAACUGAACGACGAGAACUCGGUGCACGACCCGUCGCUGUCGGACACGUCGCAACAGGAACUCAACAUGCUGGCCGAGUACAUCAACGGGCUAGGAGAGACCGGGGCCAAGGCCAAAGACUAUAAACUGGACCGGGUGGGCCAGUACUUCCUGGACGGUGACUUGGAGUGCCCGUACGACACGCGCAGCCAAUGGUGGUCACUGCUCCAGGACAACCCGUGCCUGGAGGAGAACGAACUGAUCGUGACAGCAUCCCGGAGCCAUUCACUGACCCAACAGUUCGCCGAGCUCAAAGCGGACCUAAUGGACAUAUUCGCGCAGCGCAAGACGUUCUUCGACAAAACUUUCGUUAUGUACGACAACGUGCCGCUGGAAGCAACGUCAGGGCUGUCACAUGGCUCCACUCGGGUGGACAUGGUGGACCUGCCCAAUCACAAGCUGCUUGUGUGUUGUGUUAGAGAUCUAGGAGCCCACGACUUUGGGUUCUACGAGCUGAUGGCGUACGGYGACACGCAAGAGGUGACGCAACGCAGCACCACCGUGUUCUACUCGUGCGACGGUACCAAGCAGAACUUGCACGAUGUGCAGUUUUAUUCACCCGACUACCUGUCUGUGCUGACGGAGACGGUCGACCGGGCGUCCAACCGAUUCUCGCUGUUCGUGCAGCUGUCCACCAGCUGCGUGCGCAGCCACUGUUCGACGGACGGACUGUCCACGUGCCGGAUAGGCCAGCCAAAUGCCGUCAGCAGCAGCAACAGUAGCGAAAGCUGUCACACGCUGACCGAUUACACGUGCCGAAUGGUAGAAAACAUGGCUGCUUCCAGUUUCGCGGUCAGUGGCGUCCGGAAAGUGGCAGUGCUGUUGUCACACAGUCGGCACAAGGUCCGACUGUUUGAGAUGGAAGUGGACGACGAAGAGGACGAGGAUGACGACAGUGCGAUGGACAUCACAAGGGAUUCCAAUUUGGCAGACGAGACUGCAUGACGCCCUCUCCCAACCCUUUAUUAUCUAAUAAAACACUCACCGACAAACUCGAAUUACUCUUGCUCAAGACGCUCAAGCACUAUGUUUUCGUCGUUGUUGUUACUCGUUGUGAUGAUAUYAAGUCGUAUAAUAGUAAURAUUAUUAUUUUACUAUCGUUAAUAAUGAUGAUGAUGUUUAUAUCGUUACCAGAGUUUGACGUASUCGUAUAAUAUAUUUAAUGUACCUAUACUCACAUUAUGCUGGCGAGAUGUGCACGUCAGAAUUACGUAUACAAUAUAAUAUUAUAUUUUGUAUAUUUUUAGACCACAAUAAUAUUAAAUUAUAAUCGAUUCGAUUUUUCGUCCUACAAGAAUCUAA